UAUUUUACUGGAGUCAGCUCUUCCGCGGGGCGGAAAAGGAACGUCUGUAAGGGACCCGACCCUUUCCAGUCCCCUUUCCUUGCAGGACCCCAUGAGUAAGCUGUGGCGGCGCGGGAGCACCUCCGGGGCUAUGGAGGCCCCCGAACCGGGGGAAGCGCUGGAGUUGAGUCUGGCGGGUGCCCACGGCCACGGAGUGCACAAGAAAAAGCACAAGAAGCACAAAAAGAAACACAAGAAGAAACACCAUCAGGAAGAGGAAGCCGGACCCACGCAGCCGUCUCCUGCCAAGCCCCAGCUCAAACUGAAAAUCAAGCUGGGCGGGCAGGUCCUGGGCACCAAGAGUGUUCCUACUUUCACUGUGAUCCCCGAGGGGCCUCGCUCACCCUCACCCCUUAUGGUUGUGGAUAAUGAAGAGGAACCUAUGGAAGGAGUUCCCCUUGAGCAGUACCGUGCCUGGCUGGAUGAAGACAGUAAUCUGUCCCCCUCCCCACUUCGGGACCUAACGGGGAAUUUAGGGGGUCAAGAGGAAGAGGAAGAACAGAGGUGGUUGGAUGCCCUGGAGAAGGGGGAGCUGGAUGACAAUGGAGACCUCAAGAAGGAGAUUAAUGAACGACUGCUCACUGCUCGACAGAAAGCUCUGCUCCAGAAGGCGCGGAAUCAGCCAUCCCCGAUGAUGCCGCUGCCUAUGGCGGGAGGAUGCCCGGCUCCCGCCCUCACCGAGGAGAUGCUGUUGAAGCGCGAGGAGCGGGCGCGCAAGCGGCGGUUGCAGGCGGCUCGGCGGGCAGAAGAACAUAAGAACCAGACGAUCGAGCGUCUGACCAAGACUGCGGCGCCCAGCGGGCGGGGAGGCCGGGGGGCCGCGCGGGGCGAGCGGCGGGGCGGUCGGGCGGCGGCCCCGGCCCCCAUGGUGCGCUACAGCAGCGGGGCACAGGGCUCCACCCUUUCCUUCCCACCUGGCGUCCCCGGCCCCGCUCCUGUGUCUCCGCGGCCGCCCCCAUCGGGCCCUCCGCGCUGCUCCGUGCCCGGCUGCCCCCACCCACGCCGCUACGCCUGCUCCCGCACGGGCCAGGCGCUCUGCAGCCUGCAGUGCUACCGCAUCAACCUGCAGAUGCGGCUGGGGGGGCCCGAGGGCCCCGGGUCCCCCCUUUUAGCUACUUAAGUCCUUCGCCUAACCCGGACUCUGCGCCCCCUCCCUUGCCCCCUGGUUUCGGUACCUGCCCUUUUCUCCCCAUCCUAUUAAGUUUCGUCCGAUGCCUCGGCUUGUACCGAAUUGGGGGGAAUGGGAUGUGAGCAAUCAAUCCCCCCGUACACACACCUGGCCCCCACGGGAGGCUGCGCCGAUGCCUGGGGACCGGAAACGGCCGCAGAAGGGUCGUCUGUCGGUGCCAAGCUAGCCUCGGCCAGAACCGUGGGUUCCCACUACUUCCAGCCGGGAUUACCUGGCUUGAUCGGGGUUUUGGCGUCAUCAAAUCGAAAAUGUGGCUCAAGCCAAUCAGCGGAAUCUCUGUUUUCUGGGCGGCCGUUCAUUGGUUAAUAAAGUGAAGCCCGUUCUCUUGUC
Choloepus didactylus (southern two-toed sloth) is the source of this 1558-nucleotide messenger RNA. RefSeq names its product INO80 complex subunit B (gene INO80B). Gene Ontology annotation, biological process: chromatin remodeling. Bases 92 to 1159 code for a protein of 355 amino acids. The transcript is spliced from 5 exons. NCBI's taxonomy places the organism in Eukaryota, Metazoa, Chordata, Mammalia, Pilosa, Megalonychidae. The record is from RefSeq and is a predicted model, not a curated record. Gene Ontology annotation, cellular component: Ino80 complex.